Molecule: messenger RNA, 297 nt
Organism: Arabis nemorensis
Lineage: Eukaryota; Viridiplantae; Streptophyta; Magnoliopsida; Brassicales; Brassicaceae
Source: the annotation of a GenBank genome assembly
AUGAACACGAUAGUGAAGCGAGUUACGGGAAUUGUGACUCGGGCGAGUCAUAACCAGUUGCAGCAAGAGCGUGGGAUUAGGGUUAAAGUGCUUUCGGGAGAUCUGGACAAGGCGCUUACGAUUUUACAGAGGAAGAUGCAAUCGAGUGGAAUGGAGCGGCUGAUAAAAGCGCAUCAGACUCAUCACAUUAAGAAUUCGGAGAAGAAGGUCUUAGCUAGGAAGAAUCUAGAACGCAGGAUCAAAUCUAUCGACUUUGCUCGUAAACUCCAAUCGAUUCUCAUCAAGAAAGUCAGGUAA